AUGGAACCAAAGAAAGGACUUCCAACCCAAGCUGAGAAAAACCGGGAACGGCUCAAAAACGCAAGAGACUAUCAAAUAAUGGGAAAAGCCCAACAGAUCGACGCAAUGGCCCCAGAAGAGAUUUUGAAUGAAUUGAAAAACAAAAAAUUGCCGGUGUUCGGAACUAACAAAGAAAGGGUUGAGAGGCUAAAAAAAGCCCUUGGGAUUCCUAUACAAGACAGUGGGUCCAAAAAUUCCAAUAAUGUCUUGAAUAAUAUUGAACAAAUUCAGAAAAAAAGAGAAGAAAGAAGAAGGAAGAUGGAAGAAGAAAAACUGAAUAAAGAAGAAAGAAAAGCAGAAAACGAAGCCUUGGGGAAGCUAAUUGAUGUGGAUUUUCAAAGGAUGGUUGACCAAUUUAGGCUGCAAGUCCCACCCCAGCAGCCACAUGUGCCUUCUUCUGAGUUGAAAAUCUGUGUAUGUGUGAGGAAAAGGCCGAUUUUUCAGAAGGAAGAAAAAAAUGGAGAAAUUGACGCUUUGAGCUGUGCGAAUCCUGUUAUCAUGAUCCAUGAGCCGAAGCUGAGAGUUGAUGGAAUUACUAAAUAUUUAGAAAACCAUACUUUUCAAUUUGAUAAUACUUAUGGAGAAACCGAAGACACCAAAACAGUCUACGACUCCUCCAUAAGACCUCUCUGCCCUUUUAUCUUGCAAGGCGGCACUGUAACCUGCUUCGCAUAUGGCCAAACUGGCUCAGGCAAAACCUACACAAUGCGAGGACUCCAAGAAAUGGUAAUUUGUGACCUUGAUAAACUAGGUAGAGGACAGAUUUCCUUUAACAUAAGUUUUUUCGAAAUUUACGGUGGCAAAUGUUUUGAUCUUCUAAAUGACAGGUCUAAACUUACAAUUCUGGAAGAUGGUAAUGGAAAUAUCCAAGUACAAGGCUUAGUUGAGCACCCAGUUCCUAAUAAAGAUGAAGUAUUGCAGCUAAUAGAGUAUGGAAACUCAGUAAGGACGACACACGCCACGACUUCUAAUGAAGAUUCAUCAAGAUCUCACGCUAUUUGUCAAAUUUUACUGAAAAAUGGACAAAGAGAACUAGGUAGAUUAAGAUUGGUCGAUUUAGCAGGAAGUGAAAGAGCGCAGGACUGCAUCAGCAAUAAUAGGCAGAGGAGAAUAGAAGGAGCAGAAAUAAAUAAAAGCCUUUUAGCAUUGAAAGAGUGUAUAAGAGCACUGAGAGGAGGACCUGGAGCACAUGUACCUUAUAGAGGCUCAAAGCUGACUCUGGUGCUUAGAGAUUCUUUUGAAGGAGGCUCUGAUGAAAAAAAAGUUAUUAUGAUCACUUGUGUGUGUCCUGGACAUUCAAGCUCUGAUCAUACUAUCAACUCACUUAGAUAUGCAGAUAGGCUAAAAGAACAAGUAGUAGCAAGCCAAGUGAAUCAGUUUCAGCCUAAACCUGAGCCAGCAAAGCCACAGCCUAAAAAGAACCCUCAGCCAGCUUCACAAGUCCAGCCAACUCCACCUAAAAUUAGGCUAAAAAAUCUAAUAUUAUUUUUUGCUUUUGUUUUUAAAAAUUUAAAAAUAAAAAUUAAUUUACCUAAAAAAAGAGACGAAAAACCUGAAGUAGCCGACAAAUUCAGGAAAAGCUUCAGAGACAUGGAAUACAUACAAAAGCAAGAAGAAGACAAAAUGAGCUUAGAAAUGCUUAACCUCCACGAAAAAGUGGAAACUAUUUUAGAAGAAGAAGAGGAGCUCUUAGAAACCCACGUCCACGCCAUAAAAGAAGACGCACAAAUUUUAACUGAAGAAGGAGAAUUAAUUUCAAUGGCCCAAGGGGAUGCUGAUUAUGAUAUUGACACAUAUGUCCAACGAAUGGAAAUUCUGGUGAAGCAUAAAUUGACAGUAUAUCAGAACUUGUAUCAAAAAUUGGCUGCAUUUAAGGCACAUUUAAAUGAAGAGGAAGAGUUUUCAAACCAUAUGACGCAAAACCUUAAGAAAAAGUUUUAA
Blepharisma stoltei is the source of this 1980-nucleotide messenger RNA. The record is from the annotation of a GenBank genome assembly. NCBI's taxonomy places the organism in Eukaryota, Ciliophora, Heterotrichea, Heterotrichida, Blepharismidae.